Homalodisca vitripennis (glassy-winged sharpshooter) is the source of this 2224-nucleotide messenger RNA. RefSeq lists its product as uncharacterized. NCBI's taxonomy places the organism in Eukaryota, Metazoa, Arthropoda, Insecta, Hemiptera, Cicadellidae. The coding region runs from base 71 to 2224 and encodes 717 amino acids. The record is from RefSeq and is a predicted model, not a curated record. The transcript has 16 exons.
UGCAGAUAACACAAAGUCACAGAGGAAGAAUGGAAACAUUGAAGCCAAAGUGAUAGAUGACAUUGACUUGAUGAAGCUGUUGCCAGGCUUUACUUUGUUUUACGAUGCAAGUACAAGCAGUCAAAUUGAAGAUAAUUCAUUUAUGGCUUUAAUUGAUUCUUUCAAAAGAUACAAAUUUGGACAACUGGAGGUGGUCAAUGAAGAUUCUAACCAUUGGAGAAAGAGAUGUCAACUGAAAUUCAGAGACAAGAUUCUCGCCGAAGGAGAAGACCUGGUUGAUGCUCAAGCCCAGGCCAAUGCUACACUGGACCUGUUGAACAGGCUGAAAGCUUUCUCAUUCACUAUAAAGGCCAACCAAGACUACUUUUGCAAUGGUAAAGUUCCAUGUUUCAUGGAAAAUCCGGGUUUAAAGAUAAACAAUGAAUUCAGGAUAAUAAAAUACAGUGAGGUGUUAAUGAUACCUACCAUUAUCAAAGAGUUUUGUGAAAAACCUACAUUCCAAGAACUCAUUUUUGGAGCUGACUUUCCUUGGGAGACAAAAAUGCAAAUUUCAAGGUAUGUUUCUUAUAGAGGACUAAUCCACCGAUUGUUUACCUCAUCAGAUGACUCGGUAGACCCGACGCACAUGGCUGUGUAUCACCCUAUAGAUCUGAGUGAACUGAAAGCUUAUUUGUUGGACAAUCCGGGUGAAAAUAUGAAGUACAGGCUAAAACCUCCAGAGAAGUUCCCAUUCCAUAGGUCAAUCUCAGAGAAUCGUACAGAUAUGAAGAUUCCUACAGAAGGAGUCACUCCUACAUUGUCCACCUCAGAUCACAGCACGGAUAAGAAACGAAAGCGAGAGGAAGAUUCAGUUGGAGAGGUAAAAGUUAAGAAGUUGAAAGCUGCUCCUCCCGAUUUCAUAACCGAUGAGAAGUUGCCGGGCCUCGUGCUGUUUAUCGGUGUCAUGAAGAACAGCAUGAUCAAGAGCAACCUUAUGCAGAUAUUGUACGAUUCCUUUGCAGCCUCAAAGUAUGGGAGGCUUUACAUGAACCUCAUCGAUGAGGAUAUGGGUGGAGAUGUGUGGUCACGAUGUGUGCUGAAAAUAGAGACGAUGGUAUUAGCAGAAGUAGUGCGAGAGGAUAAAGUCCGUGCCAGUUUAGACGCUUCCAGAUUGCUUUUCGACCAUCUCAGAAGAUUUUGUUUCACCGUUCAGGCAAAACAGAGUUACUACAGGGACGGCAAUGGGUUGCCCAGGUGCUUCACUCAACAAUAUCUGUUUAAAGAUCAAAAAGCCCUUGGUGAAGUUAUAAAAGAACUGACAUUUCGUAGUUCCAAAGCGUUGAAUUCAGGACUAGAAAUUGUUUAUAGAAUAGGUUUCUCCGAUAUAGACAAGAGAAAAAUGAUUGCUGAGGUCGACAAACUAAAUUUCUCGUACCGUUCUUUGAACCACCAGAACAUUCCAGCAAUCGCCAUCUACCAAUCGCCAUCACCAACAAUGUUGAAAUAUAAGCUGAUGAAGACAGGUGGAGACAGUGAUAAAUACCAACUUAUAGAACCUGGUGGGGAAAUUUACUUCCCGGGGGACGAACUCUUCUUUCCUGCUGAUAAAUCGAUAUCUAGUACAAAAUCUUCGACACAAGAGAAAAAUCUACCAUUAAAUGUAAAAAAAGAAGAAAAUAUUGCUGAAGUUAUAAGUGAACUGGAUACUACUUCACAAGUUCCUUCAUCCACAGCAGAGGAGACACAAGACAGUGACCCAACUAAAAAGGCUGAUUUCUUUUGGGCCCCUAAGGAACUUUUGCCCAAGGUGGCGAAGUCUUUGUUUAUGUGCAAGCUUGUGAAGAGCGACAGCACCACAGAGUCGGACCCAUGUGCGCUUCUAGAGUCCACCAUUUCUCUUAUCAGCAAUUUAGUAUUUAAGUAUAUCACUUCAGUCACAAACAAUAACCAACACCAAGUAAUUGUGGGGCUCGAGUUGGACAACAGACAUCUGAAGCUUGGGACGGGCGUGGCAAGAAACAUUCAAAAUGCCAAACUGAUAGCAGCUCACAAGUCAGUGCACAUGUUACAGGAGCACUGCAAAGUUAUUGUGCCGAAUUUCCAUUACUUUGCAGAGGGUGGAAUUCCGCAGUUUAUACGGAAUAGUUCUCCCAGGUUGACAAAUGUUUAUGAAAUUGCUAGUAAAGGCUCAGAUCAACCAGGAUUUUACUCGAUGUUACAACGUUUCAUAGACAAUAGACAAUAG